Molecule: messenger RNA, 1536 nt
Organism: Metarhizium album ARSEF 1941
Lineage: Eukaryota; Fungi; Ascomycota; Sordariomycetes; Hypocreales; Clavicipitaceae
Product: arginine transporter
Exons: 1
Coding region: 1-1536 (511 amino acids)
Biological process (GO): amino acid transmembrane transport
Cellular component (GO): membrane
Molecular function (GO): amino acid transmembrane transporter activity
Source: RefSeq, a predicted model, not a curated record
AUGGCCGACGAAAAGACGCUCCGAGCCAGCAACGAGCCGGCGACGGAGAAAAAGGGCGGCGCCGAGGAUGUCGAGGCCGGCCAGUCGGGCCUGACGCGGUCUCUGCAGGGUCGUCACCUCCAGUUCAUCGCCAUCGGCGCCACGUUUGGCACUGGCUUGUUCCUCGGCACCGGUGCUGCGCUGGCCAAGGCCGGGCCGGCGUCCCUGCUCAUCGGCUUCGUCUUCAUCGGCCUCGUCGUCUACUCCGUCAUGGUGGCCCUUGGCGAGAUGGCCGCCUACAUGCCCGUCGCCGGCGCCUUCACCGUCUAUGCCAGCCGCUUCGUUGAUCCCACGCUGGGCUUCGCUAUGGGCUGGAUCUACUGGUUCAGCUGGUCCAUUACUUUCGGCCUCGAGCUCACCGCCGCCGGCCUCAUCAUCCAGUACUGGACCCAGGCUGUCAGCAUUGCCGUCUGGAUCGCCAUCUUCUGGGCCGUCUUCACCGCCGUCAACUUCUUCCCCGUCAGGUACUUUGGCGAGAUGGAGAUGUGGUUCUCCAGCAUCAAGGUCGUCACCGUCGUCGGCUUCAUCAUCUUCGGCAUGUGCAUCAAUGCCGGCGCCGGCAGCCAGGGCUACAUCGGCUUCAGGUACUGGACCUAUCCCGGCGCCUUUGCAGAGCACGUCGUGUCCGGCGCCUCGGGCAAGUUCGUCGGCUUCUGGACCGUCCUGAUCACCGCCGGCUUCAGCUACCAGGGCUCCGAGCUCGUCGGCAUUGGCGCUGGCGAGACCGAGAACCCCCGCAAGGCCAUCCCCCAGGCCAUUCGCUGGACCUUUUGGGGCAACUUCAUCCUCUUCGUCGGCACCGUCUUCUUCAUUGGCGUCAACAUUCCCUACGACAAUGCCGACCUGCAAAGCACCGCCCAGAACGCCUCUGCUUCGCCUCUCGUCAUCGUCGCCAAGCUUGCCGGCGUCCAGGUCCUCCCCGACAUCAUCAAUGCCGUCUUGCUGACUGCUGUGCUUUCCGCCGCUAGCUCCGACGUCUAUUCCAGCACUCGAAUCCUGUACGCUCUGGCCGACGAGGGCCUCGCCCCGGCCAUCUUCAAGAAGACGAACCGACUCGGCACGCCCUACUGGUCCGUCGCCUUCUGCUCGAUGCUCGGUCUGCUGGCCUUCCUCAACCUGUCCGAGAACGGCGAGACCGUCUUCACCUGGCUCCUCAACAUCACGGCCGUUGCCGGGUUCAUCGUGUGGGCUCUCAUCAACGCCUGUCACUUGCGCUUCAUGAAGGUCCUUCAGACCCGCGGACAGCCUCGCUCCUCGCUCCCCUAUGUCGCCCCGUUCCAGCCCUACUUGUCCUGGUUCGGCCUCUGCUUCAACCUCUUGAUCCUCUUGACCAGCGGAUUCACCGUCUUCAUCAAGUGGAGCACGAGCGACUUUUUCGUCAACUACGUCAGCAUCCUGCUCUUCCUCGUCCUGUUCUUGGGCCACAAGCUCGUCUUCCGCACCAAGACUGUCAAGAUUGAGGACAUUGACCUCAGCAUGGGACGCUCCGAGAUCUAA